CGUGUGUCCAUAAACAUUCCACUGGUCGGUCACAAUGGAGUGUUUAGUUAUGAUAGACACACUUUAUAAAUUAUAUUAGUUAAUAAUAAAAAUACUUUAGAUAUGCGCAUAUUUGCGACCGGUUUCACCCACUCCGUAUAACCUACUAACCCGUUUGACGGGAAGGGAAAAACGGCGCUGUACAUUAUAUUAUAUAAUAAAAUAACAAAAUAAUAAUAAUAAUAAUACCAACAACACAACAACGGUAGUCUCGCGUCGGUACAUCGAUGCUGCACACAAUAAUAAUAAUAUGUUGACGGAUUAAGGUCGUUUAUCACUAACAUUAUUUUUAUUGAAACAGUUUCUACCGCGAGACACCACGACGGCGUUUGUCCCGGUUCGAGAAGAUAGGUAGCCGCUGUUGUCGCCGUCGUCGUUAUCACGGAUUGUCGGACGAUGCUUAUCUCUAAUCACGUUGAUAACGUUGUUGUGUUUGCGUUCAAAGUGGUAUUGACAAAAAAAAAAAAUAAUAAGUUCUAAGACGUAUAUUAUUAGUACUCGUACUAUACCAUCAAUUUUUAAUUGCUCGUACAAAUGAGUAAUAAUAAUAUUACUUAAUGUGUAUUUUUACCGAUAUUUUGUCCUUUGGUUCGGGUUUGGCCACAUUGUUGACACUGUUCGUUUUCCGUUAACAAUAAUAAUAAUAACAGUGUAUCGUUGUAAAAUCGUCUGGUUAUUGUUUGCGGUGGCGCGAUUAAUUAUUGGAAAGUCGGAUUAGCACACAGAUAUCGGGUUCGGCGGCACAUAUUACCUUAUCUUCGAACCGACCGUUGUCGUCGACGUUCACUGGAAUCCGUAGCUUACGGACCCGUGUUCUACACCCAUCGCAGUAACUCAACGAUGAGUGGCCAGCAAGUGGCCGAUGGUGACGGCGCUCCUGGCGGUAGCAGCGGCAGCAGUAGCGGGACCAGCGGUGAUCACAGUCCUAUCGAAUGUAAAACACCACCAUCCAUAGCCAAACAGCACAGUUACGAGCAAAUUGAUCACGCCCACUUCUUGGCCAGCGACAUUGGCACUCUGUAUCUAAAUGACAGGUUUUCUGAUGUUGUUCUAGUUGUGAAUGGCGAACGAUUCCACGCCCAUCGAGUUGUAUUAGCCUCACGAAGUGAUUAUUUUAGGGCAUUAUUAUAUGGAGGUCUUAAAGAAUCCCAUCAGUCAGAAGUGAAAAUUAGUGAAGCAUCAGUAAACUCAUUUAAAAAACUGCUCGAAUAUAUUUAUUCCGGUCGAAUGAAUUUAAGUAUUCUAAAGGACGAAGUGAUUUUGGAAAUAUUUAGUCUUUCAAAUUUAUUUGGAUUUUCAAACUUAGAACUUUCACUGUCCAAGUAUUUACGAAGUAACAUUAAUGUACAUAAUGUAUGCUCGAUGUUUGCUGCAGCACGUCUUUAUCAACACAAAGAACUCGUAGUCGAAUCACUCAACUUUAUCGACAACCACGCUUUGGACGUAUUACAAUCUGAGGCUUUUCUGUCUUUGUCGCCCGAAGCACUACAAGAAAUUCUCAAUCGUGAUUCGUUAUAUGCUUAUGAAUUGGAUAUAUUUCGCGCGGUUUGUCGCUGGAUCAAAGCGAAUCAAGACGACGAAGAUCCUGAAGCUAAAAUUAAAGUUCUAUCUGCUGUGAGGUAUCCGUUAAUGAGUCUUGAUGAGCUUUUGUCUGUGGUCAGAGAAUCACAGCUGGUUAGUUCAGAUAAUAUUUUGGAUGCUAUACAAUUAAGGAACACGUUGCCAUCACAUAAACUUAAAUUUCGAGGACAAUUAAAACCCAAUUUGAAUAUUGCUCAUCCUUCUCAAGGCACUCAGGUUAUGCAGGGAGAAAUGCGAUCGGCAUUAUUGGAAUCGGAUUCCAGUGUUCAUGAUCAUGAACGAGGUUGUACAAGACAUCUGAUUAAUGAAACUGACGGCGGCAUUAUGAUCAAAUUGGGUCACCCAUCAAUUAUAAACUAUAUUAAAAUGCAGUUAUGGGAUAAAGAUUUAAGGUCUUACUCUUAUUACAUUGAAGUUUCAAUGGAUCAGCACGAUUGGGUGCGUGUCAUAGAUCACUCAAAUUAUUAUUGUCGAUCAACUCAACGUUUGUGGAUUGAUCCUCGCGUAGUUCGGUAUAUACGUAUUGUCGGCACUAACAAUACUGUUAAUAAAACUUUCCACGCUGUGUCGAUGGAAGUCAUGUACAAUACAGAAGAAAUGCACUUGGUGGAAAUCGAAAAAGGAUUAGUGGCUCCAAAGUAUAAUGUUGCUACAAUGUCUAUGAAUGCAAUUGUAAUAGAUGGUGUAAGUCGUUGUCGCAAUUCACUGUUGGAUGGAAACUAUAAGGACUACGAUUGGGACUGCGGUUAUACAUGUCAUCAGCUAGGGUCGGGUUGUAUACUUGUUCAACUCGCACAACCAUAUAUGCUUAGUUCAAUGAGGAUGCUGCUCUGGGAUUGCGAUGACCGAUACUAUAGUUACUAUAUUGAAGUUUCUGUCAACACUUGGGAUUGGGAAUUGAUCGUAGAUAAAUCCAAGGAGUUGACACGAUCAUGGCAGGUGCUGCAAUUUAAACCAAGGCCCAUAGUGUACAUUCGUAUUACUGGCGUUUAUAAUUCAGCAAAUGAAGUUUUUCAUUGUGUACAUUUGGAGGCUCCUGCUCAAGUAGCGUUAGAUUCCAACGUCGUUGAAGUAGAUCGAGCCGUAGCAAAUUUACAGGUUACACCAAAAUUGGAGGACAACGAAACAGAUGAUCCGAUAUUAGAAACAUCGACACAAGCUCCAGUCGUUUAAGCUAAAUUCAAAGUAUAAGCUUAUUUGUUCCUUACGCACUUAACAAGAUAGACUGAUAUUAAUAUCAAAUUAUAUUUUACUGUUAUAUUAUUUUUUCACUUACAAUAUUUAUAUAUAUUUUUGUUUUUUUGUUUGUUUUAUAAAUGUAUGAAGUAUAAUAUUUUAGAAUUCUCAAAUUUUGUAAUUAUACCAUAAACGAAACUGUCGAGACCUUUUAUUUUGCCAAUCGUAUUUUAUCUUGUUUUGUCUUUGCACUAUACUUUUAUUUUAUAAAAAAAAGACCUGUAUAUUUUAU
Messenger RNA from Adelges cooleyi (spruce gall adelgid), 3088 nucleotides. RefSeq names its product BTB/POZ domain-containing protein 9-like. The transcript is spliced from 13 exons. Gene Ontology annotation, biological process: circadian behavior; adult locomotory behavior; modulation of chemical synaptic transmission. Bases 880 to 2793 code for a protein of 637 amino acids. Gene Ontology annotation, molecular function: protein binding. The record is from RefSeq and is a predicted model, not a curated record. Lineage: Eukaryota; Metazoa; Arthropoda; Insecta; Hemiptera; Adelgidae.